Molecule: messenger RNA, 1007 nt
Organism: Pieris rapae (cabbage white)
Lineage: Eukaryota; Metazoa; Arthropoda; Insecta; Lepidoptera; Pieridae
Product: pseudouridine-5'-phosphatase
Exons: 5
Coding region: 138-839 (233 amino acids)
Molecular function (GO): phosphatase activity
Source: RefSeq, a predicted model, not a curated record
UCGCACAUUAAACUCACCGUCAUAGAUUGAGUUUCUUUUAUAAACUAUUUUUUUCGAAAUAUAAAUAAAUUAAAACAGCAUUUACUAGAUAGAGAUAUUGGUGACUAGUCGUAUAUAAGAUAAGAGAUGUAACUGUGAUGAAUCAAGGAAAUAUGACGUUGAAACCUGUUACUCAUGUGUUAUUUGAUAUGGAUGGAUUGAUAUUAAACACUGAAGAUCUUUAUACUUUGGGUUUUCAAGAAAUUGCAUCGCGGUAUGGUAAAAAUUUUACGUUUGAACUAAAAUGUCAAAUAAUGGGUCAGCAAAGUAAGGAAUUUGCAAAAUCAAUAAUUGAGGCGCUGGAAUUACCCAUGUCCGUAGAUGAAUUUUUAGUUGAGACACGGAAAAUUUUUAACGAUUUAUUUCCACUAUGUUCAGUAUUGCCAGGAGUCGAGAGACUAAUUAGGCACUUAAGCAAAUGUAAUAUUCCAAUAGGUUUGGCUACAAGUAGUAGCCAAGAAACAUAUGAAUUAAAAACUAAGAACCACAAAGAACUGUUUGAUUUAUUUACUUACAAAACAUUGGGAUCUUCAGACCCGGAUGUGAAACGAGGAAAACCACAUCCCGAUAUAUUUUACACGGCUGCUGCUAAGUUUCCCGAGAAACCCAACCCUCAACAUUGUCUGGUCUUCGAAGAUUCACUAAAUGGGGUACAGGCUGCUACUGCAGCUGGCAUGCAAGUUGUAUUAAUACCAGAUUCUCGCCUGGACCAUUCAUUGGCUUCUGACGCUACACUGAUCAUUGAAUCAAUGGAGCAUUUUAAACCAGAACUUUUUGGCCUCCCGCCAUUAAAUGAGUAGUAAGUGCAAAUAUAAUUAAACAAUUUUAUCAUUGUUUUUUUUACAAACAUGAAUAAACAUGUAAUGUUGUUUAAACAUAUUUUAGCUGUGUUGUAAAAUAAUAAUGAAAAAUAUAAAAAACAAAAUAAAUCUUUUAUUGAAAAGUAACAAGAACAAUUUAACAUUUCA